This is a messenger RNA of Paramecium pentaurelia, 1203 nucleotides long. Lineage: Eukaryota; Ciliophora; Oligohymenophorea; Peniculida; Parameciidae. The record is from the annotation of a GenBank genome assembly.
AUGUAAAAUAAAGAACCCUAAAGCAAACUAUAUGUUAUAUAUCAUGACCCGUGUUUAGAUGGAAUUUACUCUUUAACAGGACUUGUAUUACCUAUUCUUGUUAAAAUAAGAAAAGAUAACUGGACCAUUUAAUAAUAUCUAGAAUUACUUAAAUCAGAACUCUCUAAAAUAUCAAAAGAAAUCUAAAAACCUUAAGAAUAUAAACAAGAAAUCAUUUAUCAAGAUGAACCAAUAGAAAAUCAAAAUAUGGGCUUUUUUUAUCCAACUAUUUAAGAUCUAUGUUAUAUGCCUAUUAGAUUAAGUGAAGAUUCUAAUGAAGUAUAGAAAAUAAUAAAAUUUUUAAAUGAUGAUUCUAAAUCAUCAAUUUUGAUAAUUGUUGACUAUUUUGGAAGAACAUGGGAUAAUUUGUUAUUGUUAACAAAAAGAUUUUAAUAUGUAAUUGUAAUUGAUCAUCAUUAAACAUGUGUUAAUGCAAUACCAGAUUUUAAAAUAGAAAAAUAUUAAGUGUUAAAUAAAGUAUCAGGAAUUGACAAUCUAUUUAUGUUAGUAAGUAUAGAUAAAGCAGCAUGUCUAUUAGUACAAGACUUUCAUGAAUAAAUAUUUUAAACUAAAUAUACAUCAUUACUACCUCCUAAUAUUGGUACCAAAUUUACAUUAUUUACAAAAUAUAUUUCAGAUAAUGAUUUAUUUGUGUUAUAAUAUCCUGAAACUGAACCUCUUUAGAUGGCGAUUAUGAGAAGAAGAUUGUAAUUUGAUGUUAGAUAAAAUCCAGCAAUCUUUUAUAAAUUAUUAGAAUUCGAUUUUGAUUUCUUAGUUAAGGAAGGAAAACAAUUAGCAGUCUAAAGAAAUAAAAAAGUGGAAAAUUUAGUUAAGAAUCGUAAAACAGUAGUAUUUGGUAAAGAUGCAGUAGGUUAUGCGCUCUAUUGUGAUGAUUUAAGCAUAAUGAAUCCUUUAGGCAAUGCAUUGGGUAUUUUAGCAAUGAGAUCAGGUGAUCAAAAUUUAGGUGCUGUUUAUCAUGAUGAUAAAAGUAAUUCUACUUAAUAUAAAAUUCAUUUGAGAUCAGCUCAUCAUGAUGAAAAUGGAGUUCUAUUAAAUAGAUUUAGAUGUGAUGUUCUUGCAGAAUCUUUUGGAGGAGGAGGUCAUGUUGGUGCAGCAUCUCUUUAUAUGAAGAAAAAAGAAUGGAAAAAAUUAAUGUUUGAAUGA